Messenger RNA from Rattus norvegicus (Norway rat), 3476 nucleotides. It is a transcript of the gene Katnbl1, whose product is annotated as katanin regulatory subunit B1 like 1. Gene Ontology annotation, molecular function: microtubule binding. Lineage: Eukaryota; Metazoa; Chordata; Mammalia; Rodentia; Muridae. The record is from RefSeq and is a predicted model, not a curated record. Gene Ontology annotation, cellular component: cytoskeleton.
CGGCGGGCCGCCCACAGGGUAGCUAUCCCGGCGGGCCGCGCGCGGCGGUGUUUGAAUGGCUGUGAGUGGGGCCCGGCUGGGGAUCCGAAAGAAGCUCCUAGCUGCCAGGCGCGGUUCAUCAGCACAGUGGCCGGGCUCAGGCGCUGCGGUACCAUGAGGCGCCGGCACUUAAGAGAUUAUGGCAUUUGAUACUCACCAUGUUAAAAAACGGAACUUCUCUAAUAGUAUUGAUCUUCCUAGAAAGAGGAUCUCUAAUUUUACCAGUAAGAACAUGAAGGAGGUUAAGAUAUCUCCAAAACAGUUGGCUGCGUACAUAAGUAGAACAGUUGGACAAGCAGUGAAAAGCCCAGAUAAGCUGCGCAAGGUACUCUACCACAGAAAGUUAGUUCGUCAUUCAUUCCCAAAUCCUUGUUACAAAACUAAGCAGUCCCCUAGAAGUGGGGGCUGUGACAUGGCAAAUAAAGAAAAUGAACUGGCUUGUGCAGGCCAUCUACCUGAAAAUUUACACCAUGACAGUCGGACAUUUGUCAUUAACACCAGUGAUUCUGGGUCUUCACAGACAGAAAACCCAUCAUCAAAAUAUAGUGGUUUCUUUUCUGAGGUUUCUCAGGACCAUGAGACAAUGGCCCAAGUUCUAUUCAGCAGGAAUUUGAGAUUGAAUGUAGCUUUGACUUUCUGGAGAAAGAGAAGUGUUAGUGAACUUGUAGCUUAUUUAGUGAGGAUAGAAGACCUUGGAGUUGUGGUAGAUUGCCUUCCUGUUCUAACCAAUAGUUUACAGGAAGAAAAGCAAUGUAUCUCUCUUGGCUGCUGUGUAGACUUAUUUCCUCUAGUAAAGUCUUUACUUCAAAGCAGAUUUGAAGAAUAUGUAAUUGUUGGCUUAAACUGGCUUCAAGCAGUAAUAAAAAGGUGGUGGUCAGAACUCUCAUCUAAAUCAGAAAUUAUAAGUGAUGGAAAUAUUAAGAUUUUAAAGCAACAGUUGAAUGGAUUAUGGGAACAGGAAAACCAUCUUACUUUGGUUCCAGGAUAUACUGGUAAUAUAGCUAAGGUAAUCUAUAUUUGUAAUUUAAGAGUGAUACAUGAAUUUAAUAUUGAUCUAUAUUGAUACGCUUAUCUCUUACAGGAAAAAGGCACAUUGCUAGUUGGGAUUUUAAUAUUUAAACUUUUAGAGGUCAUUGAUAGUUGAUGAUUGCAGAAAGAAUUGGUGGUAAGAAGUAUUUCCACCUUACUGCUGGGCGUUUGCUGUCUGAGUAGUUAUUUGCUGGGAAAUAAAGACAUUGUAUGGUUUAAGGAAAUGUUAACGUCACUGGCUCAUGAGGUUUUCUUGGACAUCUAUGUAAAAAGAAACACAUGAGAUUGAGCAUUAACUACAUCACUAUGUGAUUGUACACACAUUUCCCUGACCUCUACCCCAUCCCAUUUCCCCCUCCCUACCUGACCUCUUUGUCUUUGUUUUUGCUGAGACAGUUUUACUCUGGAGCCCUGACUGGCCUGGAAUUUGCUAUGUAGGCUAGGCUGACCUCAAAGUCACAGAAAUCUGCCUGCCUUUGCCUCCCAAGUUCUGGGAUUAAAGCCUUAUAAACAGUUCUGUUUUUCUGAAGUUGUUUUGUGCUUACAGUUUUAAAGUAUAUAUAACACAUUACUGUGAAGACUUUAGUAGAGCUCAAAGCAUUGUUUGCCUAACAUUUUUUUUUUUUUUUAAUGUUACUGAGACAGGUCUGUAUAGUUAGGGCUAUCCGUACGUUACUGUGAAGCCCAUACUGGUGCUAAGAUCACCAUUCUCUUGCCUCAACUCCCAAGUGCCGAGAUCAGAGGAGUGUGCUGCCUGACUGGUUAACUUAAAUUGUCUUUUAACUAUUCCUCAUACAAUCGCAAAUGCAUUUGUAAAUUUACAAUGGCUCAAUGUCCCUUGAGAACAUUCUUUUAGUAUCAAAACUUGAUGUUAAAGAAAUCGGGGGAAAGACAAAUGUGUUCUUAACAAAAUAAAACAGAAGAAGCAUUCAUAUUACUUUAUAAUCCUCAUUUCUGCAACCGGUUAUGUGGCCUUAGCUGGUAUUUAUAACUCCCUUCCUCUACUACACAUUCUGUAUCUCCUCCACUCUCUGUAAGCACCUCAGCAGGACUUGGCUCUUUUCCUGGAGGAGUGGCCCAUACCUUCAUUCCUAAUGGGUCUGCAUCCUUGGCCAUCCUGCUUGGAUUAGCCUGUUGCAGUUUCCCAUUGACUUUAAUCAUAGGACAUGGUAGUACCAAGAGAUGGCCUAAGGGAUCUCCUUCACUCCAGAAAUAAUCCUUCUCACCUCCAUUGUGGAGAGGCAAUCCAAUUUCCCCAUGGUAAUCCAGAUUUAUCACCCCUCCUAACACUGCUAUUCCUUUCUUAGCCUGUAGGCUAAGAAAUGACCAGGGGGGAGUCUGAGCUUCCAGUUCAAUGGAAUGUUUGUUGUGGCUCCUGGUAGGAGCACUCCCCGCUCUAGAACCAAAACUUCUAGGCCAGCAGAACCUAGAGUUGUGGGGACAAGAAGCAAAAAUUUUCCUAGAGGAUCAAGGAUAGUCAAGUUGACAACCAGGAAUAGCUACUACAAUAGGUUAAAUAAAACUUAUUAAAGUAUUCAAUGUUUGGAAAAAAAAAAAGGAAAAGCUUUCUUAUAAACAUAGCCUUAAGAUACUAUAGUGAUAAUUAAAAUUGUCAAGUAACUAAAGUUUCAAUGUGAAGUCUAUAGUAACAUUUUUACUAUAUCAGCCCUCAAAUAUGUUGCUUUAAAAGUAAAUGUUUUCAGGGAGCAAUGAGCAAAAUGUAAAGUGAAUAAGAAAAAAAAACAUCGAAAGCUAUACAUCAUAAACAAUUAAAAAUAAAUGUUUUCUUUGACACAUUCAUGUGCAUAGUGCACUCUGGUCAUACUGAUCUUAUCCUCCCACUACCUUCAGUCACCCUUCCUCUCCCAAGUUCCCAUUCCACUUUUGUAUCUUUUUGAUUCUUGUUUCUUGAGAUAGGUUUCUCUUAUAUAGUCUUGGCUGUGCAGGAACUCGCUCUGUAGUUCCUUGAACUCACAAAGAUCUGCCUGUCUCAGCCUUCCAAGUGCUGGGAUUAAAGGCAGGUGUCACCAUUGCCCAGCUUACUUUUAUAUCUUCUUGCCUUGUUUUUGUUUUUGUUUUAUGAGCUAUCCACUGGGGCAUAAGUAAGCGGCUGUGGCACUAAAAACAAUGGCUUCCUCUCCCACAGCAGUCAGUCCCUGACUACUCCACUACACCAUUUGUUUUUCUCCAGGUUAAAAAUCAGAGCAGAUGAUUUUAGAGUGGGGAGUGGAUCUGGAGAGGACAUCUCAAGGUCUCCUUCUUACAGGGGACCUGGCCUCUCUUUAGUACACACAUUACAUUUCAAAGCUUUCUAUCACUUCAGUUCCAAGAGAGUCAGUGUCCUCCUCUGGCUUCUUUGGUAGUAUGCAUACUUGUGGUGCACACACAUACGAGCAGACGAACACUCA